Messenger RNA from Tarenaya hassleriana, 2447 nucleotides. RefSeq names its product serine/threonine protein phosphatase 2A 59 kDa regulatory subunit B' gamma isoform-like. Gene Ontology annotation, biological process: signal transduction. Gene Ontology annotation, molecular function: protein phosphatase regulator activity. The coding region runs from base 544 to 2166 and encodes 540 amino acids. The record is from RefSeq and is a predicted model, not a curated record. Gene Ontology annotation, cellular component: protein phosphatase type 2A complex. The transcript has 3 exons. Lineage: Eukaryota; Viridiplantae; Streptophyta; Magnoliopsida; Brassicales; Cleomaceae.
UAUUCUCAUUAUUUAAAUUAUUUUUUCUUGUUCCGUCUGUUAUAUUCUGAAUCCAAGCAAAGAUAAAAAAGCAUAGAUUAGAGGGAAAAUCCACGGCGAGGGGGAGAGAGAUUUUCUUUUCCUAUUUUUGUUCAUUACAACGUUAAUCUGUCUAUCGUGUUCUGUUUCUCUACAUUUUCUUUCUGGAUUUCGUCGUUUUUCCUCCCUCCCUCCCUCGCUCGGUCGAUUCAAUUCUGGGAGGAAAAAAAGAGCCUUUUUUUUCUCUGGGUUUAUGAACAAAUCCUUCUUUUUGGAGCUCGGCUUUCUAGGGUUCCUCCGGCUUUGUGUCUGUCUGGUGCCCAGAUCUUUAUCUGCUCAUCCGCGAAAUGACCUUUCGAUGUAUCGGCAUUAGGGUUUGUUUCGGAAUCAAAUCUCAGCGUAUACCCUUGCGCUGAGACGAUAAAGUUCGGGGAUUUGUGUUUUUUGAGCUUAAUUUAGCGGAUACGGAUUGAUUCUCGUAGAGCGAGGGAGAAGGGCAGGGCGAGGGCUAGGGUUUCUGUAAAUAUGAUCAAGCAGAUAUUUGGGAAAUUGCCCAGAAAACCUUCGAAACCAUCAAACAAUGACUCGAAUGGAGAGGGAGGGAUUAAUUCUUUGAGCUCAUAUUACAGUCCCAAUUCGGGUACCAUCCCGUCGAAACCUUCUUCGGCGUCUUCAAAAUCAUCUACUUCUGGUUCACGUUAUGCCAAUGGGGCUCUUGCUCCUACCUCGUUGAACGCCAACAGGACCAAUCAAGGGAAGAAGCCUUUAGGUGAUUCUGUUCAAGCUGGCCCUUUUCUCCCUUUUGCUGUGUACGAGGCUUUGCCCAGCUUUAGGGAAGUUCCUGUCUCAGAGAAACCGAAUCUCUUCAUCAGGAAGCUGCAAAUGUGUUGCGUCUUGUUUGAUUUCAGUGACCCGUCGAAGAACCCUAGAGAGAAAGAGAUAAAGCGGCAGACGCUGCUCGAGCUAGAUGACUAUAUCACGGUGGUUUCAGUGAAGUUCAAUGAUGUUGCAAUGCAGGAGAUCAUAAGGAUGGUGGGGUUUAAUCUGUUCCGGACGUUUCCUUCUCAAAAUCCCGACAGCAAAAUUCUUGAAAUGUUUGAUAUGGACGAGGACGAACCUGCAUUGGAGCCAGCUUGGCCUCAUCUACAAGUUGUCUACGAGCUUCUGCUUAGAUUCGUGGCUUCGCCUAUGACAGAUGCAAAGCUUGCAAAGAGAUACAUCGACCAUUCAUUUGUCUUGAGGCUAUUAGAUCUCUUUGAUUCUGAAGACCAAAGAGAGAGGGAGUAUCUAAAGACCAUUCUGCACCGGAUAUAUGGGAAGUUCAUGGUGCACCGUCCUUAUAUCAGGAAGGCCAUAAACAACAUCUUCUACCGAUUCAUUUUCGAGACGGAGAAACACAAUGGCAUUGCAGAGUUGCUUGAGAUUCUUGGAAGUAUAAUAAACGGGUUUGCUUUGCCGCUGAAGGAAGAGCACAAGCUCUUCCUUGUCCGAGCCUUGAUCCCUCUCCACAAGCCUAAGUGUGCAUCGGUCUACCACCAACAGCUUUCUUAUUGCAUCGUUCAGUUUGUAGAGAAAGAUUUCAAGCUUGCUGAUACCGUUAUUAGAGGCCUUUUAAAAUACUGGCCUGUUACUAACAGUACAAAGGAAGUUAUGUUCUUGGGGGAAUUGGAAGAAGUCUUGGAAGCAACACAAGCAGCUGAGUUUCAGCGUUGUAUGGUGCCUUUGUUCCGCCAAAUCGGUCAUUGCCUCAACAGUUCACAUUUUCAGGUUGCUGAAAGGGCAUUGUUUCUGUGGAACAACGACCACGUAAGGAAUCUGAUAACGCAGAACCAUAAAGUGGUAAUGCCCAUAAUCUUGCCGGCUCUGGAGAGAAACACGCGAGGGCACUGGAACCAAGCCGUUCAAAGUCUAACACUGAACGUGAGAAAGGUGUUCUGCGACACGGACCAGGCCCUGUUCGACGAGUGCUUGGCCAAGUUCCAAGAAGACGAAACGAAGGAGAAGGAGGUCGAGACAAGACGGGAGACGACGUGGAAGCGUUUGGAAGAGUUAGCUGUCUCGACCGAGGCAGUGCCCGUCCCGAGAUUCACGUCUUUGGUCGGGUUUAAUGGCGUGAGUCCAAAGGGGAAUUCUGUCUCUGGCAGUUGAAAAGCCAAAAAAAAAGAAGGGAAGAUAGGGUUUGAUGAUCCAAACAGAGAAGGGGAAAGCCAGAGAGAUACGAGAGUGGUGUUGGGAGAGAAAGGGGGAGAAGGUGACACUUUUGGGGAGUUUUCUUUGGUUCAUUUGUUAGUUAUUUGGUUCAUCGUUUUUCUUUUAUCUCUUUGUCUUCUUCCUCGGUUGCAGGAGGAGUGGAGAAACAUAUGUCCUGUAAGAGAAAACGGUCUAUAUAUAUAUAUAUAUAUAUAUGUAUUUACAUAUUGAUAUGGUUA